CAUUGUCCUCGAAGGGAUAGAAUUUGCCGACUCAGAUGAGGCUACAAGGUGUACGAUAUUAGACUACUCGCUAGAUGCGUUCGAAGAUUUCACCAAUUAUCUUUACGAGUGCGUUUUGUUGCUCCUCGUGGCUACUGAACCGUUUCGGGCUUACUGUGUCACAAACAAGUCCCGUCGAUUCUCCCCUUUCCGCCCCCAAAGCUCAUCUCCAACUAAAGCCCGUACUCAAUAUCCUUCAAGUUGCACAUAAAUGUGGUGCCGAACAUAUUGAGAAGCGUGCACUGAGCGUCGAUGCAUUGAUGUCUUUCGGAUCGCGAUCGACAUCGAACAGUUAGCCAUGGCGGAGAACGCAUGGACCAUAAUGGUGGGGAAGUUUCUAAAUGGAGAGCUUGGCGCUCGAUCCCUGCUUGAUGAAGGGAUGGAAUCUCGUCAGCCCCGGUUCUUGGGUUCGGCGUAUUAUAUCGUCAUGCUUAAAGGACCGAAAAAGUGGCUCAACGAUUUGAAGCUCAGUGAAGAGGAGAUUUCUCGACUGGUCCAGGCGUUCCAUCAUUGCACCGAAGAAUGGGACAACUUUGAAUUGCGUGUCAGCGAGGGCGAUUUUGAUAUCCCGGACCAUCUGGUUUGUCAUCGAACACCACCUCCAGAGCAAUACACCGCACCCGAUCAGGAUACGCAUUCCAGCCCCACACGCAUCAUAAGUCCUAUUGUCGAACAUAUCGCCAAGUCAGGAAGGACGUCUGGUGCGGGUGCGGUUGCCACCAGCGUUCUGACCACCGGAUGAAUGAUCUGACACGAUGCGCCAACGAAACAUUGGCUUCAAUUGAGGCUAAGCU
Molecule: messenger RNA, 833 nt
Organism: Cantharellus anzutake
Lineage: Eukaryota; Fungi; Basidiomycota; Agaricomycetes; Cantharellales; Hydnaceae
Exons: 4
Coding region: 338-781 (147 amino acids)
Source: RefSeq, a predicted model, not a curated record